Molecule: messenger RNA, 558 nt
Organism: Talaromyces rugulosus
Lineage: Eukaryota; Fungi; Ascomycota; Eurotiomycetes; Eurotiales; Trichocomaceae
Exons: 1
Coding region: 1-558 (185 amino acids)
Biological process (GO): secondary metabolite biosynthetic process
Molecular function (GO): FAD binding
Source: RefSeq, a predicted model, not a curated record
AUGACAGCACCCGCCACCCGCCAAGAGGUCGAACGUGUCGUUGCAGCAUUGAGUCCACAAGUGGGUGAAAUUGCGAGUUUGUUCCCCGAGAAAAUGGUCAAAUGGGGAAUAUACGACAUGUACGAUCAUCCGGCACCAAAAUUCGCUCAGGGUCUAGUAUGCAUCGCUAGAGACGCCGAUCACGCCAGCAGUCCACAUCAGGGUGCUGGAGCCUGCAUAGGUGCUGAGGACGCGCUUAUACUUUGCGAGGUCCUUAAUACGGCACAAACUAGCAUGACUCUGAACAGCGGACUUGAUGAACAAGAACACGAACAAGAAAGAGUCAUUUUCUGUAGAUCAACCGUUGAGCGAGCCUUAAAUGCCUACUCUGAGACGAGAAAGGAGCGUAGCCAGUGGCUUGUGCGUAGCUCUCGUGAGAUGGGCGAGAUGUAUCAGUGGCGCUAUGGGCCGACUGGCAGGGACUAUCAGAGGUGCCAUGAAAAGCUUGAACAGGCAUCACGGGUAUGUCCAGGAGAGCAUUUGGACGUUGAAAGUGUUGACGCUUGGGUGAGGCUUUGA